Messenger RNA from Monoraphidium neglectum, 1953 nucleotides. RefSeq lists its product as hypothetical. The coding region runs from base 1 to 1953 and encodes 650 amino acids. NCBI's taxonomy places the organism in Eukaryota, Viridiplantae, Chlorophyta, Chlorophyceae, Sphaeropleales, Selenastraceae. The record is from RefSeq and is a predicted model, not a curated record. The transcript has 9 exons.
AUGGGGCGACAGCCGGCCACCAAGCGCAGCAAAGCGAUCAAGGCAAGCGUUAUGCACACUCCGGAUGCUUCUGCACCACGUGACAAGGCCGUUGUUAGCACGCCCGCCCUGCGCCGCGGCGUGCGGCACCGCCGCAGCGGUGCACAGGAGCACGUUGAGGAGGAGGGCCUGCUGCCCCCAGAGCUGCUGCAACUAGUGGGUGCCACCUUGGAGGCAUCAGAACUAGCGGCAGCAUCCCUGGUAUGCCGGCUGUGGAGCCGGUCGCUGCGCGGAGGCGUCACCCGCCUGACGACCCACCUGCUGCCCGACGCCCCCUCCAACGCGGACAAGGCCCGCGCCCUCACCCGCGCCACGCCGCACCUGUCCAGCCUGCACGCCCACUUCGGCUCGCGCUGCAGCACUGGCGCACUCGCCGCCUUCUUUUUGGGCCUGCGCGGCAUGGAGCGCCUGCGCGAGCUGCGGGUCACGGCCUGGGUGCCUUACGCGCCCCAGAAGGGCGCAUGGCCGCUCGGCUGCUUUGCGCACUUGGACCUGAGGGGCGUCACCAAGCUGGUGGUGGACGGCGCGGCCAUGGCUGAGAACGAGAUGCUGGGCGUCAUCACCGGCGCCGCGAGCGCGCGCUGCCUGGUGUCCCUCGUGCUCAACCCCGGCGCGUGGCCCUACUUCACGCAGCUGGACGAGUUCCAGGCCCCCGCCUGGCUGCAGCCCGCGGCGCCGGGGGCGGCCCUCACGGGCGUACCCAGGAUGCCCGCCAGCGCCCUGGCCGGCCUGGUGGCGCGGAAGCUGCCCGGCCUGCAGGCCCUGACAGCCGCGGCUGACGCGCACGACCAGGCGGAGUUCUUUUUGGAGCUGCGGCGGCUGGGGGCGCUGAGCAGCCUGGACCUGCUGGGAGGGGCGCCGGUGCAGAGCAAGGCGCUGCAGGUGAUCUCAUCGCUGACGUCGCUCCGCGAGCUGCGCCUGCAGCCGGCGCUCCUCAACACCCCCCAGGCGCUGGAGGAGCACUCCCUCCUGGCCCUGCCGCACGUCAGGCGCCUCGGCGUCAGGCUGUGCCGCCGCCCCGCCGAGCCCCUGUGCCGCGACCUCUGCGCGCUCACCCGACGCCGCGCCCCCGCGGCCCUGGUUGACCUCGAGCUCUCAAAGUGCGUCUGGUCGGCGGAGGCCGGCGCCUGCGUCGCCGCGCUGACCGCGCUCACGCGCCUGCGCCUGGAGCGGCUGGAGUGCGUGCGGCCCGCGCGCGCGUCGGCGUCGGCGUCGCGGGCGGCGAUGAGCGUGGACCUGACGCCGCUGGUGGCGCUGCGGGGGAUGCGGUGCUUCGAGCUGACCGGGGCGACCGGCAGCGUGGCCGGCGUCGUGCAGGGCCUGGGCAGGCUGUGGGCCGCGUGGGCGGCCACCCUGGAGGACGUGCAGCUGGUUGACCUGGCGGUGGCUGAGCUCGACCCCCCGGCCACCCUGCCAGCCCUGCGCGCGUGCGGCGCGCUCACCAGCCUGCGCCUGCUGCUGCGCGAGCCCAUGGCGCCCGAGGUGGCGGUGGUGGACGUGGGGGCGCUGCCGGCGCGGCUGACGCAGCUGGCGCUGAGGCAUGUGGUGGUGACGGCCUGCGCCGCGGCGGAGCGCAGCGUGGAGCUGGUGGCUAUGCCAUGGCUGCGAGAUGAGGACUUUGCGGCCAUUGGGCGGCUGACAGCGCUCACGUCACUGCUGGUCUGCGCAUCGGGGACGAUGACGGUGACCCACGCCGCGCUGCAGUCACUGGGCGGCCUGGAGAGGCUGCGGCAGCUUCGGUGGCACGUUGGUGACGUCACCGACCUGCUGCCAGAUGUGGCCAGCCUCAGGAGCCUGACGUCCCUGGUGUCCCUGCACCUGCCCAGCUACCUGCACGGCCAGUUUGCCAGGUGGAGUGCCUACUUUGCGCUGCCCCCACUCUGCGACGUGCACGUGGAGAUGCCGCUGCCGUGA